CGAGGAAACGGUGGAGUUGGAGCAGUGUGGGACCAGCACAGCCUCUGGAAUCAAUGAGAGCCUCUUCUUCCUCUUGCACACAAGUGUUAAAAAAAAAGUGCAAUUAGCAACAAAUCUUGCAAAUCCACACCCCCCACUUGCUCCUGAGCCAUACAAUACAAAAAAAAAGUCGCUUUUUUUAAUUUUUUCUUUCCAAUCAUGGCUGGUGUGAACCCCGAGGCAGGAGGGUGGAAGGCUUAUCCUUCUGUUAUGGAGACUGCUCUUGGUAGUAGUGGUGAUGGAAGGCGUGGCCAUAACAUGAAUGAUGAUGGGUCGGUGAUGCAUUUCUCUGCUACAAGGCCAGUGGCAGUGCCAUCAUCUGGACAGAAUAAAGUAGUUCCUAGUCCAACUCAGUUUAGCAUCCUCUACAAGGGGAAAAUGUGUAUCUAUGAAGGAAUUCCUGCAGAAAAGGUGCGUGAAAUAAUGUUGAUUGCUUCUGUCUCUGCUAAGUCUGCUGAAAUGAAGAGUGGGAUACCCUUGACUUCAUUCAUUCCCAAAAGCCCUUCUUCUUCACAGGGAAACUCUACUAAUUUGCCUUCACCACAAUCAGUCAAGAGUUCCAUUCGCAGGCUGCAAGAUGAAUUUCCACUAGCCCGAAGGCAAUCACUUCAAAGAUUUCUUGAGAAGCGAAUAAACAGGUUGGCUAACAGAUCCCCUUAUGCCUUAACAAAAAAAGUGAUUCACAACAUAGACAACAACUUUUCUCCUGACGACACGCCAGAUUUUGGUUCCUUGAACUUGAACUUUCUUUAAGGCAACUAGUGUUGGUUCUGCUCUAUGUGAAGUGGUACUUUCUGGAAUAGCAUUUGCAUGCAUGUAGAACCAAAGAAACUAAUAUAACUAUGUUAUUGCUCUCGAGACCAUAUUUUAUGCCUAAUUAGUGAACUUGAAUGUGUCAACUAUGACAUGAAAGUUGGGUUAUUUUGGAUUAUAAUGCGUAGAAAAUAUUCAUUAUGCUCAGAAAACCUGCCCCUUUUAAAUGUUAUUCGUAGACCUUAAUGUAUUUGGACAAAUUGAUUAUCGAUUGUGUUGUAACAUCAAAGUUGCUUCGUAUUUUGGCUGUUC
Glycine soja is the source of this 1104-nucleotide messenger RNA. Its product is annotated as protein TIFY 3-like. Gene Ontology annotation, biological process: regulation of defense response; regulation of jasmonic acid mediated signaling pathway; response to wounding. The transcript has 5 exons. Gene Ontology annotation, cellular component: nucleus. The record is from RefSeq and is a predicted model, not a curated record. Bases 199 to 792 code for a protein of 197 amino acids. Lineage: Eukaryota; Viridiplantae; Streptophyta; Magnoliopsida; Fabales; Fabaceae.